This is a messenger RNA of Wasmannia auropunctata (little fire ant), 993 nucleotides long. RefSeq names its product trichohyalin (gene Pnn). The record is from RefSeq and is a predicted model, not a curated record. Gene Ontology annotation, cellular component: catalytic step 2 spliceosome. The coding region runs from base 1 to 681 and encodes 226 amino acids. NCBI's taxonomy places the organism in Eukaryota, Metazoa, Arthropoda, Insecta, Hymenoptera, Formicidae. The transcript has 3 exons.
AUGACAAACAUGCUCUUAUAUUUAACAGUUUAUGGUAGCAGGGUGUAUAUAUUUUAUUUGCAGGAAGAUAAAAAAGCAGAAGUGGAAGCUAGAGUAGAAGAAGCUAGAAGACGAGAAAAAGAAGAACUACGAAGAGAAAGGCAACAGUUGUUUUUAUCACGAAAACGACAAUUGGCUGAAGUACGAGCAUUGGAAGCAAAGCUUGCACGUAGUCGACAGUUUCAAGAUUGGCGCAAUGCACAGUUACCCCUUACUUCAUUUAUAAAAACUCAUACACAACCUUCUAUUUAUUACGUACCAAAGCGUAAACAUCCACAGACAGAUACGUUAUUAGCGCAGUCCACAAAAGAACUUUAUGAGGAAAUUGAAAAAAGAGAAAAAGCAUUAAUUGAAGAAUUAAAUUUAAUCGAAAUGCAGAUAGGAUUAAGUAAACAUUCACAACAUUUUGAAGCAUCUUCAUCUUUACAUACUGUAGAAACUCCACGUUUAAUAGAAGAAGGUGAAGAAAAUCGAGAUCCUAAUCCAGAACAUAAUAUUGAGGCUGCAAUCGGUGAUAGUAAUGUUAAUGCUGAUAUUUCAAUGCAGUCUAUAAUAAAUGAAAAUUUUGAUAAUGAUCAUACUACAGAGAAAAAGGAAGACAUACAAUUGGACCAAGUUCAAUCAGAUGCAAACAAUGGCUAGUAUAAAAUUUGCUAUAAUAAAGAGUUGUACAUAUUAUGUACAUCCAACGGUCCAACAUAAAAAGAUUUUCUUAGUAAGUUCUUCGAGUAUUGUUUUAUGAUUGUAUAAUGAAAGAUAUCCCUAAAAGAUCAAAACUUGUAAUUUUAUUACCAUUUAAAUCUGUAGUUCAGUUUUGUGACUUUAAUCUGUAAACUAAAAAAUUAUAUGAAUUUUCCUUGCAUUAUUAUCAAAAUAAAUUAGUUUUUAUAUACAUAUAUAUAUCCUUUCCAUUGUAUAUGAUAAUACAGAUCAGUAAAAUAUGUCAAAUUUCAA